This is a messenger RNA of Pogona vitticeps (central bearded dragon), 4852 nucleotides long. Lineage: Eukaryota; Metazoa; Chordata; Lepidosauria; Squamata; Agamidae. The record is from RefSeq and is a predicted model, not a curated record.
AUGCCCCACUCCAGAAGGUUCCGCUCUUCCGAACGCAGCAGCCGGAGCAGCUUCCACAACCGCUACAGGGUACGGAAGCACAAGCGGCGACGGAGCCGCUCACGGUCCUCUAGCAGCAAGCGGCGGGCCCACCACCACCGGGAAGAGAGCUACCACGUCCGAUCCCGAAGCUACGAGGACCACUCCUCCGACCAGCGGCCCUUCGACCGGCGGUACUACGACGGCUACCGGCGAGCUGGGUACAGUCGCGAGCGAGGUGACGCCUACUACCUGCCCGAAUACCACCCCUCCUAUGAAUACCAGCGUUCCCGGGAAGGCAGCUACCGCAGUUGCAAGAGCAGCCGGCGAAAACGCCGGCGGAGGCACCGACGGAGCCGGUCCUUCAGCCGGUCCUCCUCGAGUCACCAAAGCAGCAGGCGAGCCAAGAGCGUGGAAGAUGAUGCCGAAGGCCACCUCGUCUAUCACGUCGGCGACUGGCUUCAAGAAAGAUAUGAGAUCGUCAGCACCCUCGGGGAGGGCACUUUUGGCCGGGUGGUGCAGUGCGUGGAUCACCGCAGGGGUAACACGCGUGUGGCUCUUAAAAUCAUCAAGAACGUGGAAAAGUACAAAGAGGCUGCCCGUCUGGAGAUCAACGUGCUGGAGAAGAUUAACGAGAAGGAUCCGGACAACAAGAACUUGUGCGUGAAGAUGUACGACUGGUUUGACUAUCACGGCCACAUGUGCAUCAGCUUUGAGCUGCUGGGGCAGAGCACCUUUGACUUCCUGAAGGACAACAAUUACCUGCCGUACCCCCUCCACCAGAUCCGGCAUAUGGCCUACCAAGUCUGCCAGGCCGUCCGAUUUCUGCACGACAACAAACUCACACACACAGACCUCAAACCCGAAAACAUCCUGUUCGUCAGUUCGGAUUACGAGAUGACGUACAACCUAGAAAAGAAGCGAGACGAGCGAUGUGUCAAGAACACGGCCGUCCGAGUGGUGGACUUCGGCAGCGCCACCUUCGACCACGAGCACCAUAGCACCAUCGUCUCCACGCGGCACUACCGGGCGCCGGAGGUCAUUCUAGAGCUCGGUUGGGCCCAGCCGUGUGAUGUCUGGAGCAUUGGUUGUAUCAUCUUUGAAUAUUACAUGGGCUUCACUUUGUUCCAGACCCAUGACAACCGGGAGCAUUUGGCCAUGAUGGAGCACAUCCUGGGGCCCAUCCCGUCUCGGAUGGCGAGGAAGACCAGGAAACAGAAGUAUUUCUAUCACGGCCGCUUGGAUUGGGAUGAGAAUACCUCUGCGGGGCGCUACGUGCGGGAGAACUGCAAACCGCUACGGGACCCCGCUGUCAUCCAGCACAGGCCGACGUCCGAAUAUGCAACUUUGGACAUCUACAAUCCGUUCGACAAGUCGGGGCAGCCGCCCCCUGCGUACGAGCCCCCGGCGUCGACUCAGACGGUCCCCCCAGCGUCCGCUCCGGCUGAACAGCCGACUAAGAAAGUGAGCCCCACAGAGACCAGGAAUUACGGGUCCUAUGGCACGCAGGCGUCGACCGCCACGGCCACGGCCGAACUCUUGAAACGGCAGGAAGAGCUGAACCGCAAAGCAGAAGAGUUGGACCGGAGGGAGCGAGAAUUGCAGAACGCCGCUCUCGGAAGCGGGGCAGCCAGACAGAACAACUGGCCUCCGUUACCCUCCUUCUGUCCUGUGCAGCCGUGUUUCUAUCAAGAUAUCCCAGUAGAAAUCCCCGUGGAGUCCCAGAAAACAGUCACUACGAUGUACUACCUCUGGAUGGCCAGCACGGGCACCCUGCUGUUCAACUUCCUGGCAUCGCUGGCCUGGUUCUGCGUGGACACCUCGUCUGGCUCGGGUUUCGGCCUCUCCAUCCUGUGGGCCUUGGUCUUCACGCCGUGCUCUUUCCUCUGCUGGUAUCGGCCCAUGUAUAAGGCCUUUAGGAGUGACAGCUCUUUCAACUUCUUCGUGUUCUUCUUCAUUUUCUUUGCACAAUCCGUGGUUUAUGUUCUCCAGGCCAUUGGCAUUCCCGGUUGGGGGUUCAGCGGUUGGAUUGUGAGCCUCACAGCUUUGAAGGUGAAUACUGGCGUGGCGAUCCUUAUGAUCCUGGUCGCCCUGUCGUUUACAGCUAUUGCCGGCCUGGGCAUCAUCAUGCUGAAGCGAAUCCACUCCCUCUACCGUAACACGGGGGCCAGCUUCCAGAAAGCCCAGGAAGAGUUUGCAGCCGGCGUGUUCUCCAACCAAGCCGUGCGCACCGCCGCCGCCAACGCGGCCACCGGGGCGGCCACCGGCGCCUUCCGAGGCUCGUAAGGCGAGAGGGGAGCAUCUCACCAACCCCCUUCUGCUUUUCCUCUGGCCCUUUUUUCUCACGGGGGCAGCUUCGACGAAAACAAAAAACCACACACAUACAAAACCAACCACCUUGCACUUCCGCCCUCCUGCUGGAUGUCCCUCGUGCGUGCUGAUGUUCGAAGGCUGUGCUCCCUCCUGCCCCUAAUAAGUGACUCUCCCAUUUCAUGGUUCGGCGUGGGAUUGCCUCUGUUGUUUUCUUCCGUGCGACCCCUUCCGGCUACAGGAACAAUCGUUUCCUCCAGGGGGGCCGAAAGGGAGAGCCCGUUUCUGACUUUCUUCCCACCCACUCACCCCCACCACAAAAGGAGCUAUGGAAAACGCCCUACACCGUGCCGUGGCUGACUCGGAUCUGACCGUCUUCGGCUUUGCGCUCGUGUGUUGCCGACCCCACCAAACUGCAGGGGAACCCGUUCCCCUCGUUAUUGCUCACCCCCUCUGUCUUUUGUCCCCAGUUCCAUUCCUGUUGCGUCUGUAAGUGACUUGAGGCCGUUGUCUUCACAGAUUCUCAUCCUUCUCCCCCGCAAUGAUCCUCCUCUUUUCCCCAUAGUCCCUUUCUCCAAGAGCAUGACUGCUGGCUUCUGUUCCCUGCGCAAUGCUCCUUCAUGUCUGAACCUCGGUGUUAAAAUCCGCCGGUUUCCUCCUUUCUCCACCCUGCACGCAGAGAGCGGUGGCAGGCAGUAAAUGGCUCCCGGGCCCGCAGGUAUUCAAAGGUGGAUCCCUUUUAUGAUACGUUUUUCACCUGCAGGAGCCAGUUUCCGCGGCAAGGUUGACUCCUGUUGCUAGCGAGGACCCAUGUGGUUCUAUUUCUUUCCAUGCGCCUGCCGUGUGCUUUGGUGUGCAUUCACAACGCCAGGCGCCGAUUGCUUAACAGGCGGUGUUUACCCCCUUGGGUCUACACCGGUUGGAUUUAGGCUGGCACAAAUAUCCAGAUGAGUUCUGGACAGUGUAUGCUUGAGCUCUUCCUGCCUGUGCUUCCUAGGGCUUUAUGUUGGAAGGGCCGCAAGGGGGCGCUAAGGGCUUAGCCAGGACCCUGCCUUUACGGCAGUCUGUAACCUGAAUUAUACUACAGUUUUGAUGUGUUGUUGUUGUUGUUUUGCUGUGAUUUUUUGCAUACAACGCCAGAACUGUCUCCUUUACAUGCCGUAGCUGCUUUCCAAGACCUCUGUUUUCCUCACCCUACAUCCAGGGGGGUGCCCUCGCUGCCUUAGUUCUCUCCCACCCUGCCCCAACGUAAGUCUUGACCCCUAACCCUCUGGCUUCUGUCUUCUGUGCAGUUUGUCUUUAAAAAAAAGGAAACCUGGUUUUCGCCCCCCUCCUUGAUCCCCUGACUGUUUUCUGUUUGUGAACCCCGAAUGCUUAGAAUCCUGCUUCUUUCACGACUGGCUUUUUCAGCUGUUAUUCUACGGUGUGGCCACUUUUCUUCCGAGCAGCUCCAACCGAUAGGCAGGCUUCCUUGCUGGAAAAGCUGUGUUCGGGAUCCCUGUCUAUCAGUCGCACAACAACCUUAGGAGGGAGACUGCACUGAGAUGCUUCUGUGCCGCUUGUCUCCCGGUGGGGCUUUACGGCUAAGGCGGGAUUCGAACCUGGUUCUUUCCAGAUCCCAUCUUCGCCAGAAGCAGGUCUUUUGGAGAGCCGACGGAUCUUCAUUGCCCGUUCCAGACCAGCCCAUCUCUGGUUAGUGAGAAAGAUCUCCCCACCCCACCUCUUCCCGAGCUUUGUUUCACCUCUGUAUUUUAUGUCUUAAUAAAUCUGUACAAACACUGGAAACAAAUCAGGUGCGGCUUUACCUGGUGCGACUCCGCCACAGAGAAUUCUGGGGUUUGUAGUUGACGAGAAGGCUCCGGAUCCUCUGCUGUUGUUCCGGAGAGGGCACGAAAGCUGUCUAGCAGAGACUCCCGAGUCUCUCCUUAAAACUACAUAUCCCAGAAUUUCAUGCCAUGGUGAUCCUUUCAAGCAGCGGUUCCCAAGUUUAGAUCCCUGGAGGUUCUUGAACUACCACUCCCAGAAGCCUCUACUCCAAGCUGUUCCAGGCAGGAUUUCUGGGAGUCAUAGUCCAAGAAAUCUGGGGACCCAAAUUCGGGAAACGCCGCUUUAACGCUAUAACCACGUCGCAUAGAUGCAUUAUUGGCCUCUUGCCGGUUCUGGCUUUUGUCCGAUCGUUGAGGACUAGCGCCUUUACUUAGCUCGCUCUAACGGUUUCACUGCUGACGAUGCCCUCCCUCCAGACCCCCGUUGUCUUUCCUCCCCUAUGUGCAUCUCUGGAGUUAACUAGAUCGAUACCACGCGUUCAGCCUUUUUCCUGACUAACUGGACGAGUCUAUUCCACACACACACCCCCAAAAACCCUUCCCAUUGAACCUGCUGGACUUUUUUUUAAAAAAAAAACCGUUUGUGUUUGUGAGGUUCUGCCCGGCUCCCUUCUCAUUUUGUUUUGCCGUGCCAAAAUGCCAGGUGACUUAUGGAACUUUAUUUAAGAAAUAAAUGACAUUUUAACUAUUCUAGUCGA